Molecule: messenger RNA, 1458 nt
Organism: Symbiodinium necroappetens
Lineage: Eukaryota; Dinophyceae; Suessiales; Symbiodiniaceae
Source: the annotation of a GenBank genome assembly
AUGGCAGUGCAACUUCGCGCAGUGGCCACUGCCAUCGUUGCUUGCCUUGCAUGCGGGGCGUCAAAUGACACGCAGCUCUGCGAUGGCGACGACGAGACCGACUUGCCAAAUUUUCAGCUUCUGCAGCACAGCCUGUCCGUAUCGCGAGCUACACGAGGUGCUUCUCAGGAUGGCCGCUCCCUUGCGCACUUUGCGGAAUGGAUCGGGAAGAACGGCAACAGUAUCAGGUCAGGCUCCACUUUUGCAGUUCCACCACAUCUUUUGACAUUUCCGUCCUGGACGUGGACUGCGCCACACAAUGCUCUGGUCCGUUCAAGCCCGAUUGUGGACCCCAACGGGGACAUCUAUGUUUCGACAAGCGCGGGCGAGCUUUUCAAAUUCUCACGAGAAGGUCAGCAGCUAUGGAAACGUGGCUUCAAAAACCACUAUGUUUUUGCCAAUCCGGUGUACUAUGGGCACAUAUACACCCUGCAAGACGACUGUACCUUUUUUGCUAUCGAUGCAAAGACUGGAAGCACAGUGUGGCAACGGAAGGCUGGAUAUGGUUCGGGGCCCGACACUUUGUCAGUGAUUGCGGGCAUGGGUGUCGUUGUUUCUUCAUGCUUCGGAAAGGGUGAAGGCACAUCUCUGGGUGGAGCAACUACUGUGGUGGCUUUGAAUGCUACUGACGGCAGCAUGCUAUGGUCUUUCCGUGCACGUUAUCCUCUCUACAACUGGAUCGGCUCUAUUCAGAAUCAGUCGCUCCUUUUUGCAGACUUUUUUGGAGGCACAUACCGUCUGAGUCUUAGCGACGGGUCCGUGAUCUGGAAGGUCCCUCCACCUAGCGUUACUGGUGCAACGACCGGGGGCUUGGCAAGUGGGCCCAAUGGGGUCGUCUAUGUCACUAGCAACCACGAAGAGAUCCCCAACUUCAGGUCCGGAUUCGUGUCUGCUUACUUGGUCAGCGAUGGUUCGCUUCUGUGGCGGCGAAACACAACAUAUGCGGCCAAUGCAGGUGCCGCCAUUUCACCCGGUAGCCGGCCCUUCGUGGUGGUUCCAACAGGUCCAAACCCGGCCGUAGCUCUGCUAGGAGGUGGGGCCAAAGAUUUGGAAAAGUAUAACAACACGGACGAUUUCAGGAAACCCGGCAAGCUUGUUGUUUUGGAUGGCGCGGAUGGACGCACGCUGUGGGACUAUGACUUCCCAGACUGGUAUGGGCCUGCAGCCAACGACACUUUUGAGCACAGCUGUUUGCCAGAUUCCUUUGCCAAUCCAGCUAUUGCCGGAGACGGCAGCAUCUUUGUUGUGGGAGAGAGCGGCCACCUGUACCGCUUCAGGGACGCUGACGGGGACGGAAAGGUGUCUUCCGUGGACGAGAUCUACACUCACAGCACCGGCAACGGAUUCCAGGGGGCCCCAGCGAUAAGUGAUGGUAUUCUGGCAAUAGCACCAUGCAACGGGCUGCAGGUCUUUCUUUAG